AUGGCGAGAAAGAAGGUGAAGCUCGAGUACAUCGCCAACGACGCGUCUCGCCGGGCGACGUUCAAGAAGAGGAGGAAGGGGUUGAUCAAGAAGGUGAGCGAGCUCAGCACCCUCUGCGACGUGAAGGCCUGCCUGGUGGUCUACGGGCACGACGAGCCCGUGCCGGAGGUGUGGCCGUCGGGUGCGGACGCGGUGAGGGUGGUGGCGAGGCUGAAGAGGAUGCCGGAGAUGGAGCAGAGCAAGAAGAUGAUGGAUCAGGAGGGGUUCAUGAGGCAGAGGAUUGCCAAGCUCCAAGAGCAGGUACGAAAACUCGAACGGGAGAACAGAGAAAUGGAGAUAUCACUGUCGAUGAACGAGAGGAUGCUCGGUGGAGGAGGGGGGCUGGAGGCCAUCGGGGUCGAGGAGGUCACUGGCCUAGCAUGGCUGGUGGAAGUGAAGGUGGGAGAGGUAAGGCGAAGGAUCGAGGCAAUGUCGAAGGCGGCGAAAGCAGCGCCGGUGGCUACCAGUGGCAAUCCUUGGAUUAUGGACUCUUUCUUCCCCUUGAAUUAG
Asparagus officinalis (garden asparagus) is the source of this 549-nucleotide messenger RNA. Its product is annotated as agamous-like MADS-box protein AGL80. NCBI's taxonomy places the organism in Eukaryota, Viridiplantae, Streptophyta, Magnoliopsida, Asparagales, Asparagaceae. Bases 1 to 549 code for a protein of 182 amino acids. The transcript is spliced from 2 exons. The record is from RefSeq and is a predicted model, not a curated record. Gene Ontology annotation, molecular function: RNA polymerase II cis-regulatory region sequence-specific DNA binding; DNA-binding transcription factor activity, RNA polymerase II-specific; protein dimerization activity. Gene Ontology annotation, biological process: positive regulation of transcription by RNA polymerase II.